AUGGCGGCCGGCGGCGUGUGGGUGUUCCGGAAGGACGGCGUGAUGGAGCUGGAGCGCAACCCGACGGCGGCGUCGGGCCGGGAAAGCAAGGCGCUGGUGUACGUGCCGGCGAACGAGACGAUGCGGUCGCUGCAGGCGCUGGAGCGGCGGCUGGGGUCGCUCGGGUGGGAGCGCUACUACGAGGACCUCGCCGUCGUGCAGCUCCACCGGCGCGACGGCAGCGUCGACCUCAUCAGCCUCCCGCGCGACUUCGCCCGCCUGCGAUCCACCCACAUGUACGACGUCGUCGUCAAGAACCGAGGCCACUUCAAGGUCGUCGACCUCUAA
Molecule: messenger RNA, 327 nt
Organism: Lolium rigidum
Lineage: Eukaryota; Viridiplantae; Streptophyta; Magnoliopsida; Poales; Poaceae
Product: flowering-promoting factor 1-like protein 5
Exons: 1
Coding region: 1-327 (108 amino acids)
Biological process (GO): regulation of flower development
Source: RefSeq, a predicted model, not a curated record